AUGAGCACACCGGCCGGCAACGUUCGAGUAGUCGAGAGUGGUCGGAGGAAGAAGCAUCCACGCCUUGCAGCGGGUGGGAUCACGUUGGCCUGUCCUGUUCACUUCACCCCCACAUUCCGGCCCAAGAUGGCAACUGUCGCGGUCGAUCUCCUCUUCCGGCAGCUCAACCUCUCCAGACGAUGCGGAGAGUUCUCCAAUGUUCCAGUAGUAUUGUGGAGAACAAGAACGGCAGACGGCUUCUGGCUUUGCGUCGAAGCUACUUGCAUAAAUGGGCGAUUCCUCCACCCGGCAAAAUUAGGCACCGUCAAUUGCAUAAGUCGCAUCAAGGUUUGUUUGCGAUGGAAGAGCCUGGCCGAUCAAACUAAAAUCCCAAAGCCCACCAAGUCAACUGGGUUUUGCAGUCCUCGAUUGACGGAAGACUGGGAAGCUGCAGCCAUUCAGGCUAAAGUUCAGCCCGACACCAUUGCCGAGCAUUCCGAAUGUCUCUUCCUGCAAGGCUCGCGUCUGCAGAGAGACCAGCCGCUUGAGGCGACUUGCUUCUGGGUUUUCAUCAGAUUGUGCUCGGUAAGACGGGGAUUCGGAUGCAGCCCGUCUGCAACAGCGGACACUGGACAACGUUCCGAUUACGUACCUAAAGAGGUUCGGAAGAGUCUGUCAAUCAGGGACAGGCAUGAUGCAACGAUCUCGGGAAAGCUACUUGAAUUGGUCCGAGUAUCCAAUCUGCGAAGGACAGGGCUUGCGGACGAGAUCCCAGAUACCAUUGGCAUGACAAUCUCUGUGAGGGGAUUCAUUGCGUUUACGCGAGGCUUACCAUCUUGA
Penicillium oxalicum is the source of this 819-nucleotide messenger RNA. RefSeq lists its product as uncharacterized. The record is from RefSeq and is a predicted model, not a curated record. Bases 1 to 819 code for a protein of 272 amino acids. The transcript is spliced from 2 exons. Lineage: Eukaryota; Fungi; Ascomycota; Eurotiomycetes; Eurotiales; Aspergillaceae.